AAAUACGCAGGAUAUUUAUAAGGUCAAUGAUCAAUUAAUUAGAUAAAUGAUAACUCAGGCCACAUAAUAAAAUCGUGUCCUACAUGAACUUCUUAUGCAAAGGGUUUAGGGAAGUUAAACGUGCCGUAAGGAUAACUUCGUAACACACACAAGACAAAGUUCAGAAUUUCCCAACCCAAUUACUUGUAUAUUACUUUUUUUUUUUUUGAAGGAUGUCUAUUACUUGUUCAUAGUAUUACUAUUUUGCACUUUAUCCCUUACCUUACCCUUAAGUAAUUCUAACCAUGUGCUCUCCCAAACUAUCCAAAGUAUCUCUUUCACAACAAAACAUAAUUAGUCUUUAAAAACUCCAUUUAUAUUCUUUUGCCUCAUUUGCAUAUCUCUAUAGGUAAGGCAAUCUUCUUGAAAUUGCCCUACCAUGGAGCCAAGUCAGCCUCCACCGCCACCACGACAACCUGACAAUCACCAAGAAAGGCGGUCCACCCAACGAUUUCAUCCCUCACAGGGUUUUGCAGAUAGAGUCCUAAGGGCUCUAGGGCAUCGUCUACUACUCCUUUAUAGGUCGGACCCAAAUUUCUACAUCCUUGGUGCCACGGGAAAUGUGUACAUUGUUAACGUAUCAACAACUCUUGCAUGCAAGUGCCCUGAUCGUACAACCCCUUGCAAACACAUUUUAUUUGUGCUUAUCAGGGUCCUAGGAGUCUCCUUAGAUGAUCCUUUUCUAAGAAGACGGACCCUGAGGUCUAGUCAGGUGACUCGUCUCCUGGCUAACCCGACCUCCAGUGACUCCCUUGCAGGCCAAACCCUUCGUGAGAGGUUCCAUCGAGCAUUCUUCCUCCAGAGGGAUGGUGGUGGGGCUGCCCAAGCCCAACGCAGUGUCGUUGAAGAGGGUGCAAUGUGUCCUAUCUGCCUCGAAGAGAUGGGAAACUCAGGGGAAAAGUUGGUGGCUUGUGCAACUUGUCGGAACUUCUUGCAUGAAGAGUGCUUAUUGACUUGGAAAAGGACUCAGAGAAGAAGAUCAGUAAGUUGUGUGAUUUGUAGAUCAAGAUGGAAAGAUAGGGCGGAUCAAGAGAAGUAUUUAAACUUGGCUGCUUAUGUUGGUGAAAAUCAUCAUAUGGCUCCUGAAAGUGCAAGAGGUACUGCUUGUCGCGAAUAGUCAAAUUUGGAUGUUCAUCUGGAUCACCCCUUGAAAGUUUCAAGAUUGUUGAUGCAGUCAGUCAUCAAUUGUACAAACAAGUCUAUUGUUCGAUAUCUUCAUUCUUUUCUACUCUGUAGCUACUACUAAAAAAAUUUAGCAGAAACACUUGGGAUUCA
Messenger RNA from Chenopodium quinoa (quinoa), 1314 nucleotides. Its product is annotated as mitogen-activated protein kinase kinase kinase 1-like. Lineage: Eukaryota; Viridiplantae; Streptophyta; Magnoliopsida; Caryophyllales; Amaranthaceae. The record is from RefSeq and is a predicted model, not a curated record. Gene Ontology annotation, molecular function: ubiquitin protein ligase activity; zinc ion binding. The coding region runs from base 419 to 1156 and encodes 245 amino acids. The transcript has a single exon.